AGAAGCUUUUACGAACUAGCGUUAAAAGAUAUGGGACUGUUACAUGAGAGCGAAAGAGUUGUGAUGAUUGGUGAUGAUAUUUCGCAAGAUCUCGGAGGUGGUGCCCGAGAAUUGGGAUUGGUUCGAUUUCUGGUCAGGACGGGAAAGUAUAGACCAGAUGAUGAACAGAAAGAUAGCAGUAUUAAUGGUGUAUUUGACAAUUUCGGAGUGGCCGUUGAUAGGAUUUUAAAAG
Messenger RNA from Paraglomus occultum, 232 nucleotides. NCBI's taxonomy places the organism in Eukaryota, Fungi, Glomeromycota, Glomeromycetes, Paraglomerales, Paraglomeraceae. The record is from the annotation of a GenBank genome assembly.